CCCCCCUCGUACCCCACCUCCCACAACACUUCACUACCACUCCUGCUCUCUUUCCUCGCUUCUCCACACUACACAUCAGACACCAUGCCUUCCUUCGCGCAAGUGACUUCGUCUCUACUGGUGCUCGCCCUUGCAGCACAGGCGAGCGGCCGCAAGAUCCAAGAGAAGGGAGGGCUCCGGCUACGCAACCUCGCCGAGACCGACGACGUAGCUGCCGCGGAAUGGACUUACCGAGCGACGGGAGUCGUCGGGGAAGAGCCGUACGGCCCAGACGACUGGUACUUGGGAUACCCCGACUGCGCAGGGACGAAGCAGACGCCAAUCAACAUCGCCGCAGACGUCAUGGGCACGGCUACCAUGCAGGAGCAGGCCAUCGCGUUCUUCCCUAGCGCGUGCAACUCGACCGAGUUGGUCUUUCAGUCGGACUUCGCCGUGUGGCAGGUUGACUUCUCCGGGUGCACCACUGCGCCCUACCUCCAGUACCAGGGCGAGACCUACAACCUUCUCCAGUUCCAUAUCCACUCGCCCUCCGAGCACGUGCUCGGUGGCGCAGAAUACGCGGCGGAGAUCCACCUGGUUCACCUCAAGGAGAACACCGACGACGAGUUGCUCGUAGUGGGGAUCAUGUUCGAAGUCAGCGAGUACGGCCAGAACGUUGAGCUGGAGCCCAUGUGGAACGUGAUGGACUUGAACCAGGACGUAGCCGAGGAGGAGUUCAUGGCCGCGGCGUACUCGCUCUUGCCCUCUACCCCUAGCUUCACCACCUACUCCGGGUCGCUCACCACCCCCCCGUGCUCCGAGGGCGUGAGGUGGAUCGUCAUGAACGAGCCCAACUACAUGAGCACGAUGCAGCUGGACAACUACCGCCGCGCGGUUGCGUUGCACGAGGGCUCGAAGGUGAGCGAGACGGGCGCCACCAACCGCCCAAUCCAGGACCUCAACGGUCGCGACGUUUUCUACGUGACCCCCUAGGCUCGUCGCCGAUCGAGCGGGUGUGUCGUCGCACCUUGUGUAGUUAUUGACGUAAUUGACGGGGUACACAACUUUCACCCCUUGCAGCAGGGAUUCUGAGCGGGAAGGAAAUAGGAAUAUCACACACCUCGACGAUGGUUGAUUCUUGGUUUGUAGAGGUGUGAUGGAGGCUAGGUGAAUUCCGUUCGGGGGGAGCGGGGGGCACAGAUGACAAUGCAUCUCUCUUGGGUUUGGAAUGCUACGCCCAAGAAGGUGAACCAUGUUUGGGUGAGAUAAUAGAGCCAAACAUACUACAAAAGAUACAGGUACGGUGAUGUGCGGCAAGUUUGUAGAGCGUUUUGUGGAAGAGCCCGCCAAGGGUAGGACGUAGACUAGACGGCUACAUGGUAGCCUUCUUCGGGUACGUUUUCUCAGAUGAGAUAAACGUCUGCAAUUCUUCUGUUUCUCGGUUUCGUUGUCUUGAUUUUUUCCGAAUUUAAAAAGUAGAAUACUUUCACCAUCACAGCUUAAGUUUCAUUUGUAGAAGGGGUCACACGAAUCUCCGAUGUAUCUUGUUGAAGCGAUUCCCUCUUGUUGUUGAAGACGAUUUCAUCUUGAUGUUGAAGGCGAUUCCAUCUUGUCACGUUUGUCGUUGGGGUUAGAUCGUCCUGGUACCUAACAAAUGAGGGGUAAAAUGUGAAGAUGAUGUUUGGCAAGGGUCACAUCAUGCGUGACGGAAGAAGUGAUUCUCUGCUGGCUAGCUCCCGCACGUGUGUAUUACCGAAGACGGUAUGUGUGCGUGAGGCACACGCCGCAAGGAGUUUGAUGGGAAGGAUUUAUUUGUGCUGCGAUGGAUCUAUGCAUCAUCUCCACACCCUACCUAUCAAAGGAGCUGCUAGAGCCUUCAAAGGAGCUGCUAGAGCCUUAUCGGUGGUCGCGAUGCUCCCACCUAUCGUUAUGUUUUGUCGAGCCGGCGCGAUUGUUCCGAAAAACAAACCCACCUGACAGCUUGCCAGGAAGAGCAGCACCCAGGGCCGCCAGUUGGGUCCGCACCGUUGACGCCACCUGCUGGUAUUUAA
Ectocarpus sp. CCAP 1310/34 is the source of this 2030-nucleotide messenger RNA. The record is from the annotation of a GenBank genome assembly. NCBI's taxonomy places the organism in Eukaryota, Phaeophyceae, Ectocarpales, Ectocarpaceae.